Molecule: messenger RNA, 612 nt
Organism: Aureobasidium musti
Lineage: Eukaryota; Fungi; Ascomycota; Dothideomycetes; Dothideales; Saccotheciaceae
Source: the annotation of a GenBank genome assembly
AUGGAAGAACUCGAGAUUCCCUAUGAGCUGAACCUCCUCGAGUUCAACCAAGUGAAAGAGCCACAGUAUCUUGAGCUCAAUCCAAACGGCCGUCUUCCGACUAUUGAGGAUCCGAACACGGACAUGACUGUCUGGGAGUCUGGAGCCAUAAUCUUGUAUCUGAUUGAUCAAUAUGAUAAAGAAGGAAAGCUUUCCUAUCUGGAUGCGCCGCAAAAAUAUGCAUCUAUGCAAUGGCUUAUGUUCCAAGUCUCGGGUCAGGGUCCAUAUUUUGGACAGGCGACCUGGUUCGCCAGAUUCCAUCCUGAGAAGCUUCCAUCCGCCAUUGAUCGCUUUAUGAAGGAGAUCGAACGCGUGAUCGGUGUGCUCGAUGUUGCUCUGAGUCGCAAUCGGACUGGAUGGCUCGUUGGGGAUAGAUGCACAUAUGCUGAUAUUUCAUUCGUCGCUUGGGCUGCGACGGGUGAAGGCCUUCUGCGCGAAUUGCAGAAGGAUGUCGGUCUGGAAGAGAAGUACCCUCAUUAUUACGCUUGGUUCGCAGCGUUGAAGGAGCGUCCUGUCAUUGCAAGAGCGUUGCAGGAAAUCGUGGCACAGCGAAGGGCACAUGGUCUCCCUUGA